Molecule: messenger RNA, 939 nt
Organism: Suillus clintonianus
Lineage: Eukaryota; Fungi; Basidiomycota; Agaricomycetes; Boletales; Suillaceae
Exons: 3
Coding region: 1-939 (312 amino acids)
Source: RefSeq, a predicted model, not a curated record
AUGCAUGCGACUCUUGAUGAUCUGCCUCCUGAGAUCUUACUCCCCAUAAUCGCAUACACACUCUCCGGUGAAUCCGUCCCCAGCAAUAUCCUGUGCGUCAACCACCAGUUCCGCAACACCGGCGUGGAAUGGCUUUAUAGGAACCUGUGCUUUCGCUCUUCAGAGCAGCUAAGGCUUUUUGCACAGACGAGUGAGAACGCGGGUGUGGUGCCGCGCUCGGUGACAGUCGACCUGACAGGCAAGUAUGCGAGACCAUCAGAUGUCUGGCAGUAUCUCCGGGAGGCGAUGUGCAGGUGUCGCGAUCGUACUGAGACACCGGGGGUAGAGCAGAAGCAGAUCCCAUUGGAGAUCCUUUGUCUGAGACUCCAUUCAUACUCACAGGAUGCCAGCCACCAUGUGUUCGAGGAGGCACUGUCUGUUGUCAAUCCCCGAGUCUUUCAGUGGACCGGACCUGACCCAGAGCACCACUUCUCCACUGCAAUUAUCGCGCCCGUAGCAAGCCGUCUUUGUAGAAUAUUUGGCAUCUGGUCAAACAUUCAAGAUAUCACAGUCACCAACAUCACCUUCUCCUCAGAACUUCCGGGCGUUGACUCGGACGACUCGGUGACACCAUUACUUCCAGAGAUUCCCGGUCUUCGCACUCUCUACGUGGGUCAGGCGAUAUUCCUGAGUCCAGGGUCUGUUGCGGCAAUUUUCUGUGUCAAUGAUAUGGCGAGCCUGGAGAGGGUGAGGCUCGUGGAUGCCUACUGUGAUAGUAUUUGGGGUUCCAGAAUUCGAAGAUCUGAUAUCGAGAAGGCAGCCGAAAUCAUUAUGUUUCCUCAGGAUGUGGUACAGUCUGAAGGUGUGCUUUCACGCAUUCGGAAGCUACUUACAUGCGAGAUGAAGACGGAGCGCAUCAUUGGGGGGGAUCGGGUGGAGGGCAGUAUCUUUCUGGUUUGA